Maylandia zebra (zebra mbuna) is the source of this 2362-nucleotide messenger RNA. RefSeq lists its product as uncharacterized. The record is from RefSeq and is a predicted model, not a curated record. NCBI's taxonomy places the organism in Eukaryota, Metazoa, Chordata, Actinopteri, Cichliformes, Cichlidae.
CGGAAACCCCCGAUGAUUGUAGAAAACAGUCAUUUCUACAGUCAUUGGUUUAACCCCAGCUGUUUAUAAUCACAGCUGUGGUGGAGCUUUGACUCAGAGCGUCACCCUCCACCAAGAACAUUAGUUUUCUUCUAUUUGUCUUCCAGCGGUGAAAUGUCGACCACCGGGAGCUCCCUGAACUGUGAGGGGAUGUACUCCCAACUAAUAGACGACGAGUCCUGUCAUGACGACUUACCCCACAGGCCAGAUGUGGAACACCGUGGUCAUCCUGUGAUGCAAAUGUUCCCCAGGCCCAGUGGUCCCAGGCUGUACCGCCUUGCCACCAUCUGCCUGGCAACGCUGUGCGCCGUCCUCCUGAUCUCCAUCAUAGCUGUCACUGCACAAUAUAAAAACAAACCUCAGGGUGGUGGUGAGGCAUCCUUAGGGAAGCAGACGCAGGAGGCAAAUGUGUCAGCUCUGACAGCGUCCAUCGCCAAGCUGCAGCAGGAGAAACAACAGCUGCAGAAAGAGAAGGACGAGCUGCAGGCCAAGCUCGCUGCAAAGAUGGCUACUAAAGCUCCUGCUGUGGUGACGUCGGCUCCUAUCGUCUGCCCCAACGACUGGCACCUCUUUAACAACAGCUGUUACUUGAUCUCCAGGAACUCACGGGAUUGGCCAGAGAGCAAGUCUUUCUGUGAGAGCAAAGGCGCUCACCUGGCCAUCAUCCACACACCUGAGGAGCAGACAUUUCUUUGGAAUCUUCUUCCCAGAGGACACUGGAACUCCUACUGGUUUGGAAUAACUGAUGAAAAAACAGAAGAUGAGUGGAAAUGGGUCGACGGCACUCCGCUGAUCGGAGGUUUCUGGGAGGAGGGUGAGCCCAACAACCACAUCGAUGAAGACUGCGGCUACAUCGUGAAAACACGUGUGAUGGAGCGCGUGGCGAUCCGGAGCUGGUACGACGCCCCCUGCAGCAUGUACUUACCCUUCAUCUGUGAGAAAGAGAUGGGCCCCGGCGCGAGUACUGCCAUACCACACUAAGAAAACCAGUUAGUAUUUUGUACUGGCUGCUUGGGUUAUCUGUCACAGUGUAGUCAGGUCAUCAACACUUAUUUACCUUUUUGCAUUUAAUUAACAUGUGCCAUUUGUGCUCACUGCUCAUUAUUUGUGACGUGUGUGUGGAUAGUUUGCUCUGUCCACAAGCAUGAACGCAACAGAGAUGGAGUGUCAAAAUACAUUUACAGUGCUGUCAAGUCCCUGAAGUACCGUGUAGCAGUCAGGACUGCAGUAGGGACUGACAACCAGGUUCAUGUCCAGAUGAGGCCCUGAUCUUUCAGACUCGUGCGUAUCUCUGUGCCCUCAUACAGACGGUAACACAAGGAAACUGGGUCUCUGCAAAAGCUUAAUCAUGUAUGAAAUAGUUUUGGUUUUGGUUUAGGUUUUGAAAAGUGGUGCGAGAAACUAAAACAUUAUAACUCUACUUUGGUAAUAAUACAAAACCUUCAGCAUUCAUUUAUACUUAAAUUAAAACAAUCAUUAUGUAGAACUAUAUACAUAAAAAAAUUGCUGAUUAUUGAUUAGUUGCAUGUAUCUCACUCUAAAUGUAAGCUUUAUAACAUCACAGCAUUAAAAAUCCCUGGACUUUUAUUUUAACAUCUGCAGUAAAUAAUAACAAAAACUAAAGAAACUGUAUGAAGUUAAAAAAAUGUGUUUUAUUCAAAGCAUAGUGGAGUAGCGUACACUGGGCUCUCUGUGCUCAGUGGCAUUAACAGGAAUAACAGCCGCCCUCCUCUGGACCUGUCGCUGGCUUCUAUUCAGUGUUUCUGUGCCUUAAACUGCAGAAAUAUUUUUAUAUAUUUUUAUAUGAUUCACUUUCAGACUUAAAUCAGGGAUUCAAGUUGAAUCAAGAUAAAUGCUUUUAAAUGUCUGUUUUAUAUUUGGAAUCAGAUAUGUUAUGUGUCAGAUGUCUGUGUGUAUAUACUGUACAUAAAAUACACGUCAUGUUUGAUCUAUACGUGAUGUAGCCACAUGUGUAACAUUCCCCUCUUUGAAGAUGUGCUUUGAGAAGUAAAAAUGUUUGUUGUCCCGUGGCGUAAAUAACGACUGUAUUUUCUCCAUGGGUGUAAGCUGUUGCUGUCACUCAUAUCUGCCAUGUGAAUACAAAACGUGCACCUAUCCAGCAGCAGACAUGAGCAGUCUGUUAACGAUGAAUCUAUCUGUUCUCUUCAUGAAACAUGAUGGCUUGUUUGUAACGUCUCCUCCCUGCACUGCUGUUGUUGCCCUGCAGGUGGCGCUGCUACCACAAUCAGCCUGUCAAGAUGUUAACAACAGAAGGGUCUGUGGACUAAAAUUACAAUAAAUUAAAAUAAGUCACUUAAAAUAA